AUGGUAGCUUGUGGGGCGGAUGGUGUACUAGAGGGGAAUGGUACAUACGGCGUGGGGGUUUGGAAGCACAUAAGAAGAGGGUGGGGGGUAUUUGUUCGACACACUAAACUGGUGGCGGGGGAGGGUACUCAUGUAAAAUUUUGGAGGGACAUAUGGUGUGGGGAGGAGGCCUUAAAAGAUGCGUUUCCAUCUGUCUUUCUAGUGGCCUGUGACCAAGAAGCUUCAGUGGCAGACCUUAUGGUUCUUUCAGGGGACCAAGUCCAAUGGGAUGUCACUUUUAGUAGAGCUACCCAAGAUUGGGAAAUGAACUGUUUUGAGGCUUUUUUCAGCCGUGUAUAUUCAGCGAGACUACAGGUUUCGUGUGCAGAUAAGUUGUGGUGGAUACCGGCAGGUAAAGGUAUUUUCUCGGUCUACUCUUUUUAUAAAUCUCUUACAUGUCGACCGGAUUCCCAAUUCCCUUGGAGAAGCCUGUGGAGAAAUAAGGCACCCCCCAAAGCACUCUUCUUCACAUGGGCAGCAGCUCUAGGGAAGAUAUUGACAACAGAUAAUCUGCGUAAGUGUCGAAUAAUUAUCUCAUAUUGGUGCUGUAUGUGCAAAAAAGAGGGUGAAUCAGUGGAUCAUCUCUUGCUAUAUUGUGAGAUAGCUAGAGCAUUGUGGAGCGAAGUGUUCAGUCGCUUAGAGUUAAACUGGGUAAUGCUGGCUUCAGUAGUUGAGCUUCUGGCCAGCUGGGCAAUUCCGGGUGGGGUCCCUCAAAGUAGUGUGGAAGAUGGUCCCCAUAUGCAUCAUGUGGUGCUUAUGGCGUGA
Molecule: messenger RNA, 804 nt
Organism: Carya illinoinensis
Lineage: Eukaryota; Viridiplantae; Streptophyta; Magnoliopsida; Fagales; Juglandaceae
Exons: 1
Coding region: 1-804 (267 amino acids)
Source: RefSeq, a predicted model, not a curated record